CUGCGGCAGAGCGUGCGGCGUCACUUCCGGCUUCUCUUCCCUGCGGUCCCGGGCGCGAGCUGUGAGGGGGUUAGCGUGUGUGCCGAACUCCUCGGAAGCAUGGCGUCCCUUUCUCUCGCACCUGUUAAUAUCUUCAAGGCUGGAGCUGAUGAAGAGAGAGCAGAGACAGCGCGUCUGUCGUCUUUUAUUGGUGCCAUCGCUAUUGGAGAUUUGGUAAAGAGCACGUUGGGACCCAAGGGCAUGGACAAAAUUCUAUUAAGCAGUGGACGAGAUGCUUCUCUUAUGGUAACCAAUGAUGGUGCAACUAUUCUAAAAAACAUUGGUGUGGACAAUCCAGCUGCUAAAGUUUUAGUUGAUAUGUCGAGGGUUCAGGAUGAUGAAGUUGGUGAUGGCACUACCUCUGUCACUGUUCUAGCCGCAGAACUACUAAGGGAAGCAGAAUCUUUAAUUGCAAAAAAGAUUCAUCCACAGACCAUUAUUGCGGGCUGGAGAGAAGCCACAAAGGCAGCAAGACAGGCUCUGUUGAGUUCUGCAGUCGAUCAUGGUUCUGACGAAGUUAAAUUCCGUCAGGAUUUAAUGAACAUUGCGGGAACAACAUUAUCCUCAAAACUUCUUACUCAUCACAAAGACCACUUUACUAAGUUAGCUGUAGAAGCUGUUCUCAGACUGAAAGGCUCUGGUAAUCUGGAGGCAAUUCAUGUCAUCAAGAAGCUAGGAGGAAGUCUGGCAGAUUCCUAUUUAGAUGAAGGCUUUCUGUUGGAUAAAAAAAUUGGAGUAAAUCAACCAAAGCGAAUUGAAAAUGCUAAAAUUCUUAUUGCAAAUACUGGUAUGGAUACAGACAAAAUAAAGAUAUUUGGUUCCCGUGUAAGAGUUGAUUCUACAGCAAAGGUUGCUGAGAUUGAACAUGCGGAGAAGGAAAAAAUGAAGGAGAAAGUAGAACGUAUUCUUAAGCAUGGGAUAAAUUGCUUUAUUAACAGGCAAUUAAUUUACAAUUAUCCUGAACAGCUCUUCGGUGCUGCUGGUGUUAUGGCUAUUGAGCAUGCAGAUUUUGCAGGUGUGGAACGCCUCGCUCUUGUCACAGGUGGUGAAAUUGCCUCUACCUUUGACCACCCAGAACUGGUGAAGCUUGGAAGUUGCAGACUUAUUGAGGAAGUCAUGAUUGGAGAAGACAAACUCAUUCACUUUUCUGGGGUAGCCCUUGGUGAGGCUUGCACCAUUGUUCUACGCGGUGCCACUCAGCAGAUUUUAGAUGAAGCAGAAAGAUCUUUGCAUGACGCUCUUUGUGUUCUUGCCCAAACUGUGAAAGAUCCUAGAACAGUUUAUGGAGGAGGCUGUUCUGAGAUGCUGAUGGCUCACGCUGUGACACAGCUUGCCAAUAGAACACCGGGCAAGGAAGCUGUUGCGAUGGAGUCUUACGCUAAAGCCCUGAGAAUGUUGCCAACUAUCAUAGCUGACAACGCAGGCUACGACAGUGCAGACCUGGUGGCCCAGCUCCGAGCUGCCCACAGUGAAGGCAAUACGACCGCCGGCCUGGAUAUGAAGGAAGGUACCAUUGGAGACAUGGCCUUACUGGGUAUAACAGAAAGUUUCCAGGUAAAGCGACAAGUUCUUCUAAGUGCAGCCGAAGCAGCAGAGGUGAUUCUUCGUGUGGACAACAUCAUUAAAGCAGCACCAAGGAAACGUGUCCCUGAUCACCACCCCUGUUAAGCAUUCCCAUAUGCUGUUGAGCUCUGGACCAGUUCGUAGCAAAGUUGUGUUUGAAAGACUUCGAGCUCCUGAAAGAAGACUGUAGAGUCAAAGUUUAUCUGUGGCUGUUAUAUCCUUAAGUUUGGACAUUUAACUGACCUUCUAUUUUAACAUGGGUCUAAUUUAUUUGCUGUUUCAUUUUCCAUAAAAUUCAUUUGAUUUAGAGUUCAUUACUCAUACUGUGCAUCAAAAUAAAAAUUUGAACAAUUACUUAGUCCUUACCUGACUUAGUGAUUUGUACCCUGUUUUAACUACUUAAUGGGAGUGGAGGAUUGUACUUCCAGUAUGGAGUUUAUUUAGCUUGACUGACAUUAUAAUCAUUUAUGGAAAAACUAUGUUGAUUAAUGUGAAUCCAAGUCAGAUGUGAUAAAUAUACAUUAACCUUUUGAUUCUCAAUCAUACAUAAUUUUUAUUAACCAUUUUGUUUUGUGAAAGUACCAUAUACUUCAGUGCAUUUUUAAUGUUGUGUAGUCUAAGUAGUGUCUCCUACGUAGGAAAAAAUUAUGGUGGUUUCCAUUACUUCAGGUGUGAGUUACAUUUUAAAUGGUUGCUGCAAGCAGCUUCAGCACUGCUGAUACUUUACAGGGUAAUACUCUCUUAAAGGAGAUAGAUAUGGUUAGACAUAAGCAUUAUUGUUUUGUUAGGGUUUUUUGUUUUUAUAAGAAUGUGCUGAGUUGAUGGUUUAAAGGUGAAUUUAGGCUCAGAGGUAAUUAAUAGAUCGUUAUGUAGCAGGAUGCACAAGAAAUGAAGCAAAGCCCAACAGUGGUUUUCACUGGGUGUCUCAUGGAGAGACAUUCCAUUCCUGUAGAGGAACAUAAGAGUUCUCAAAGACACUUUGAUAAACCACCCUGUUCUGUUUUGCUCUUGUAUAAACGCUUGCCUCAGCAUUUUAAUAUUACUCGUUAAAAGCUAUUAAAACUGGAAAAUUUGC
Molecule: messenger RNA, 2677 nt
Organism: Camelus dromedarius (Arabian camel)
Lineage: Eukaryota; Metazoa; Chordata; Mammalia; Artiodactyla; Camelidae
Gene: CCT2
Product: chaperonin containing TCP1 subunit 2
Exons: 16
Coding region: 100-1707 (535 amino acids)
Biological process (GO): protein folding
Cellular component (GO): chaperonin-containing T-complex; cytosol
Molecular function (GO): ATP-dependent protein folding chaperone; ATP binding; ATP hydrolysis activity
Source: RefSeq, a predicted model, not a curated record